Messenger RNA from Lolium rigidum, 765 nucleotides. RefSeq names its product transcription factor WRKY45-1-like. The transcript is spliced from 3 exons. Gene Ontology annotation, biological process: regulation of DNA-templated transcription. Gene Ontology annotation, molecular function: DNA-binding transcription factor activity; sequence-specific DNA binding. Lineage: Eukaryota; Viridiplantae; Streptophyta; Magnoliopsida; Poales; Poaceae. The coding region runs from base 1 to 765 and encodes 254 amino acids. The record is from RefSeq and is a predicted model, not a curated record.
AUGUUCGAUAGCAUACUAGACUGCUCGGCCAAGGCUAUAUCCGAGCUCAAGCUCCUUCGGCUCGAGCAAUCUCGAGCUGCCGACGCGCCCCCGCCGCCGCAGGUGGUGGUGGAUGACAAGAGGAGAGUCAAGAAGAUCUUCUCCGGCGACGGCGGCGACAAUGCCAAGGCCAAUCGACAGCAGCGCAAGAGAAGGAGAUCAGCCGAUGACUCUGUGACACUUGAAACGCCUGUUCCUCACUACGACGGCCACCAGUGGAGGAAGUAUGGGCAAAAGCUCAUCAACAACGCAAAUCACCCGAGGAGUUACUACAAAUGCACCUACAAGCAAGAACAGGACUGCGGAGCAACAAAAACAGUGCAGCAGUACCAAGAUUGUGCCGGCACCGAUGACCCCGCCAUGUACACCGUCGUCUACUUCGGCCAACACACCUGCAAGCCGACCGGUAAUGACACCGCCGCCAUCGUCAAGAGAGAGAGCAUAGGCUGUAGCAGUGGCGGCGGCGCCGGCGAGCUCUCACCGAGCGACAGCCAGUGCAGCAACAUUUCGGUGACCUGCACUUCGGUUGUAGUUGACCACCACCAACGGACAGCGUCCGUCGAGAGCAGCUGCAAGCUGCUGGACAUGGCGCCAGACCUGGCAAAUGCAGAGGUCAACACAUAUGAUCAGCUCUAUGACGUGGGUGCAUUUUCACCUUUUGAUUUGGACACGGAUUGGGCAAUAGAUGCACAUGGGCAUGACCUCCUAAAGAAUGGAUAUUGGUAA